Messenger RNA from Mya arenaria, 944 nucleotides. RefSeq lists its product as uncharacterized. The coding region runs from base 93 to 539 and encodes 148 amino acids. NCBI's taxonomy places the organism in Eukaryota, Metazoa, Mollusca, Bivalvia, Myida, Myidae. The record is from RefSeq and is a predicted model, not a curated record. The transcript has 3 exons.
UCUUAAUAGAAAAACGUUCUGUCAAUACAAUAUGAAGUUUUAUUUCUAAAUUAUCUGUUAUUUUGUGAUUCUCAAAAUAUGCCACAGCGGCAAUGUGGAUGUGGAUAACAUUGCGUUUAUUAGUGGCAGCUGGUCUCCUUCAUGAUCUAGCCCACUUCACCGCGGUGGCGGCAGCAAGCUCGAACCUCUCGUGCCACGAUUGUUCAGAAUCGUUCAAGAAGAUCUGGACGCCCUACACGGAGUGUCAGUACUACCCGGAAGUCACGCCGCUCCGCCCAUGCCUCGACACCGAUAGAUACUGCAAGGUAGAGAGAACGACAUACAAUCAGAUGACGGUUUCUAUAUCGAGGGGUUGUACGAACGAGUGCUGGCACGGGUGUCACCCCUCGGGCUUCGGCCUCACCCGCUACAAGUGCACCUCCUGCUGCCUCGCCAGUGGAUGUAACACUGGCAACACUGCCACAGGCUUAUCAGGACAUCAAGGUGGAAUAUGUGUCGGCGGGACGUUGUUGUUUAUUUCAUUAUUGGCCUUAUUCUGAAUAAUAUAACCCGGUUGUUAAGUGUUCGUUAGUUGGUAUUAACAAUGUGGCUUCGCGAGUGAAUGGACUAGCGGAAGUACCGCCACAUGUUUUAUUAGCAUAUCCUAGUGAGGUAGUGGAAGUGAUUUUGUUUUCGUCGAUGACAUUAUUUACAUUUAAACAUUUAUAUAUAUAUUUUACUACGAUUGUGAAGAAAGCUAUGAUAGCUUAUACUAAGUCACGCUCGUUGGUACGAUGUUGCGCGAGUGUGGGGUCUUAUGUUGUGGGGGAAACCGGAGUACCCAGAGAAAACUCACUUGUCCGGCUUGGUGACCACUAACCAAACUCACAUGCGCCAAACCAUUGAAGAUGCACUCUUACUGAUAAAUAAAUUUUAACACAAUUAAUACAAAUGUUUAAAUAUAC